Lemur catta (Ring-tailed lemur) is the source of this 1497-nucleotide messenger RNA. RefSeq names its product spermidine/spermine N1-acetyl transferase like 1 (gene SATL1). The record is from RefSeq and is a predicted model, not a curated record. NCBI's taxonomy places the organism in Eukaryota, Metazoa, Chordata, Mammalia, Primates, Lemuridae. The transcript is spliced from 4 exons. Gene Ontology annotation, cellular component: cytosol. Gene Ontology annotation, molecular function: N-acetyltransferase activity. The coding region runs from base 1 to 1404 and encodes 467 amino acids.
AUGAGCCAAUCAGACAUGAACCAAUCAAGUUUACCAGACAUGAAGGAAACAGGCACAAGACAGCCAAGCAUAAGCUUAAUUGCUAUGAACCAACCGAGCACAAGCCUACAGGACAUGAACCAACUGGGCAUGAAGCAACAGGGUACGAGUGAACCACCCAUGAGGCAAUCAGGCACAAGCCUCCCAGACAUAAACCAACCCAGCAUGAAACAACCAGGCACAUGGCAACUAGGCCUGAGCCACCCAGGCAUGUGGCAACCAGGCCUGAGCCAACCAGUCCUGAGCCAGCCAGGCAUGUGGCAACCAGGCAUGAGCCAACCAGUCCUGGGCCAACCAGGCAUGUGGCAUCAAGGCAUGUGGCAAACAGGUCCAAGGCAACCAGGUACCAGCUCAUCAAGUAUGAGUCACUCAGGCAUGAGUCAGCUAGACAGGAGCCAAUCAGAUACAACUCUAUCAGGCACUAUACAACUAGGCUUGAGCCAAUCAAAUACAAGUCAACUAGACAUGAGUCAACUAGGUAGGAGCCAAUUAGGCAUGAGCCAACCAGGCAUGUGGCAACCAGGCAUGAGUCAACAAGUCUUGAGCCACCCAGGCAUGAGCCAAGCAGUCCUGAGCCACCCAGGCAUGUGGCAACCAGGCAUGAGUCAACCAGUCCUGAGCCACCCAGGUAUGUGGCAAACAGGCCCAAGGCAACCAGAUACCAGCUCAUCAAGUACAAAUCAAUCAGGCAUGAGUCACCAACCAGGCAUGUGGCAACAAGUACUGAGCCAACCAGCCAGGUGGCAACAAGUACUGAGCCACCUAGGCACGUGGCAACCAGUCCUGGGCCAACCAGGCAUGUGGCAGCCAGGUCCAAGACACCCAGAACUGAGCCAACUAGGCCUGAGUCAACCAAACAUGCAUUUUCUCCAAGUAAGACCUGCAGAACCUCGAGACUGCCCGGAAAUCCUGCGACUGAUUAAAGAAUUGGCUGCCUGUGAAGACAUGCUAGAUGAAGUGACAUUAACAGCAACUGAUUUACUCAGAGAUGGCUUUGGGAACAAUCCCCUUUUCUACUGCCUGAUUGCCGAAGUAUACAGUCAACAAAAACCAUCAGUGACCACUGGAUUUGCCAUGUACUACUUUACAUAUGACCCCUGGAUUGGUAAGUUACUUCACCUAGAGGACUUUUAUGUCAUACAAGCUUACCAAGGUCUAGGUAUUGGAGCAGAGUUGCUGAAGAGGCUAAGUCAGAUAGCCAUUAGAAGCCAAUGUAACUGCAUGCAUUUUCUCGUCGUCAUUUGGAACGAGGCUUCUGUUGAGUACUACACUCGUCGAGGGGCUUUAGACCUUUCCUCUGAAGAGGGCUGGCAUCUGUUCAGGUUUAACAGAGAAGAACUCCUGGACAUGGCAAGGGAAGAAUGAAAGAGGCCUCAUAACAACUUGUCCCAACCUAGCCUCCAACAUUUGAAUGUCAUCUAACAGCAGUUUGACUUUGAAUGUUGUACAAUACAGCAA